Schistocerca gregaria is the source of this 3801-nucleotide messenger RNA. Its product is annotated as muscle-specific homeobox protein tinman-like. Gene Ontology annotation, cellular component: nucleus. Gene Ontology annotation, molecular function: DNA-binding transcription factor activity, RNA polymerase II-specific; RNA polymerase II cis-regulatory region sequence-specific DNA binding. The transcript is spliced from 4 exons. Gene Ontology annotation, biological process: regulation of transcription by RNA polymerase II; cell differentiation. The record is from RefSeq and is a predicted model, not a curated record. Lineage: Eukaryota; Metazoa; Arthropoda; Insecta; Orthoptera; Acrididae. The coding region runs from base 905 to 2239 and encodes 444 amino acids.
ACCAGCGCGUGACACGCAGGCUGGCGGACGCGCACGGACGCUCGACGCCGCUGUCAGCGUUACCUGCUAGUGGCCGGCCGGUGAUCCAACUUGUCACCAAGGCGAGUCGCUCCGAUGCCCGCGUGGCAGGUGACGAGGUAAGAGACGGUCGCCGCCACUCGAACUGUGCGCGUGUGCUGCCACACCCCCUCCGCCCAACUUUCCGGAAAGCGUCGCUCCGCGUGUUGAUGGACGUGUGUCGAAGGAGCAAUCUCGCCUGCCAACGGCAGCUGCCCCUGCAUCACGAGCUGUGCCAAAGUUGGUAGCGACGCAAUGGCAAGGAGUUGACACGGUGCGGGGUGAACUGACCGCUGAGACAGUUGUCAACAGAGCUACGACGAACUGUUUACACACUACUAAUACACUACUACAGUGCUCUUAAAUAAACUGCAACCUUUUCAUUCACUGCCUGCCCUAAAUAGUAAGUCAAAUGCUAUUUAAUUUUUUGCGCAGCUUAAGUCUCUUGGUUGUACACCACGCUAUUUAUAUGACGAUUCGUAAGUUCUAGUCUUGAUCCAGAAACAGUUAAGCCUUCUUCGACAAACUUGUAAAGACACUACUGUUCCUAGGAAAGUCUGAAGUGAUGAGAUUACAGUAUUACUAACUGCUCUCUGUCGUGCUGUACAAACUAAUAGUGUCGCAAUAUGUACAAUGUGUUUGAUGUGGACUCUGGACUCUGGGAAAUAAUGGUAAGAAAUAUAAAGCAAUUCUAGUCUCCGCGAAAUGUCUGCUACUAGAUUACUGUUAGCAUUCAGAGGCCAGAAUUAUCGCUGAACACUCAUUCAGAAAAGUAUGGAACGACCUGUUUGUAGUACCAAGUUUAGAGCGUCAGACACUCGACCAUCGAGCGUGUGACCGAACCGAGAUGCUGUCUGGCGGGUGCUACCAGCCGCAGUACAGCGGCAACUGCACCGCGGCCUUCAGCGGCGCCACCACCACGGGGUACCACCCAGCGCACCACCACCAUCACCACCACGUGCACCACCACGGCCAGGUCCACGCGGCCGCCACCCCCUUCUCCGUCAAGGACAUCCUGAACCUGGCGGCGGCCAACGAGCAGCAAGCUGCGAGCCAGUUCUUCCCCGUCAUGGACGUCAGCUUCGCCUUCGACGAGUGCUCCGCAGCCGGCGCCACCUUCACGGCAAGCAACAACAAUAACAUGUGUAACGUCGCGAACAACAACAACAACAUCAACGGCUCCCUGAUCGGCGGCAGCGCAGUGAACGGCACGUCCGGCUUCUGCGACGGCAACGCCCCUCUCGACCCGUUCGCUGACCUGUACUACUCGACCGGGUACGCCGGGGGAGGCGCCGGCGGGAAAGUGUCGGUGUCUGUGGAGGGCUUUUGCGGAGGCGGCGCCGACGUGGACCAGUCGCUGACGUCGCCGCACGUGCAGCAGCUGAGCCACCUGUGUCCGCCAUACCCGGAGCACCAGACGUCGCACGUGCACCAACAACUGCAGCCUCAGCAGCAACACUCCCAGCCGGGCGCGGUUGAAAGCGACAAGACGGUGCGAACAGAUUCGAAAAGGAGCCAGACCGGUCAGCAUCGCCAAAGGAUUAAGAGGAAGCCCAGAGUGCUAUUCUCGCAGGCGCAGGUGCACGAGCUGGAGCGACGCUUCAAGCAGCAGCGUUACCUGUCGGCCCAGGAGCGCGAGCACCUGGCGUCGCACCUCAAGCUGACGUCGACGCAGGUGAAGAUCUGGUUCCAGAACCGCCGCUACAAGAACAAGAGGCAGCGGCUCCUGGAGGGCGCCACCGCAGCCGCCGCCGCAGCUGCAGCUGCUGCCGCCGCCGCCGCUGCCGUCACAGUGAAGAACCUGACGCCGUCCUCGCGGCAACACCCACCACCGUGCCAACAGCAACAACAUCAGCAGCAGCAGCAGCAACAUCAGCAGCAGCAGCAGCAGCCGCGGCGCAUCGCGGUUCCGGUGUUGGUGCGCGACGGCAAGCCGUGCGCCAGCCCGCCGCCCCCGCAACCGCCCCCGCCAGCCUACCACCUGCCUCUGGCCGCCACCGCCGCCGUCAAAGCCGAGGAGGAGUCAUUCCUGUGCCACGGCUACCCCACGGCCUCCACCCCCGGCGCUCUGCAGUUCGACCAGCCGCCGCCGCCGUCGCCCCCAGGUCUGGACGUCUUCACCCGCCAGGACGCUGCCCCCUACUGUGCGGUUGUAGACGCCCACCAGCUGAGAGCCUGGUGAAGGCCGGGCCUUACUAUGCUACAAUAAAUACGACACUCAGAGGAAAAUCGUGCUGGGCUACCUAUGUGGUGUGGUAUCGAAGCGUAUGCUGAUACACGUGUAACGUCUCACCUAGCCCAACACGGACAACGUUCUUCAGCUACGGAACGUCGGCAUAAGGAAAUAGGUAUAGUCUGCUGGACACUCGCUGAUCAUUGAAGACUGCUCUAAUGUGAGGCUACACCACUAUGACAUGCAGCAACUUGGCCUAAAUAAAUGCGCUUAAUUUUGGUGUAGCGGAAAUGACGUUUAUCAUUAAACCACUGCAGAUGAGUCGUAGGAAGCCCAUACAAGUUCAGAGAGAGAGAGAGAGACAGACAGACAGAGACAGAGGGAGAGAGAGAUCUCGCGAGAGAGAGGAGAGAGGAGGAGGGAAGGGAGACACGGGGGAAAGGGGCAUGGCGCUACUAGUUUCCAGAAACCAAAAUGAAAGAACAGUGCUAUCAUAUUAACUCUUAUUUCGGAUACAAACCUUGUGUGAAACACAAAAUAUUUUGUCACGAUGCUCACCCCGCGUUAUUUCAGCUCAUGUGUGCCAUGUAGAGCUGAUUUAUACUUUUACUAUGUGUGUAAUACCUUUGCACGUUUACUAUUCAUCAGAAUAUUUCUUUUUAUUUUUCUUUAUUUAUUUUUUGUAUAUAGGUUAAUAAAUUUUCAUUACAUUUUCUUUGUGCAGAAUAUUUAGCAUGUAUCAAACAACUUUGGGCAUAAAGACAUCAGUACGGAAGUAUCGAAAAUUGCAAGAAAACUUUGAUGUGUUUCAUUACCACGAGCUUUAGAUGAUUACGUUUAGUCACCCCAAGGAUCUGCUUCUCAGGGAAACAGUAACGAAAAUAGACACACGUUCAAGAGGGCUUAUUAAAUGGAAGAAACGGACGUGUUCUGGAACGUACACUGCUCCCUUUGAAAAGAAAAAUAGUUCGUGUUUUGCAGAAGGUCUUCCAGAAUUAAUUUUAGUUUACAAUAGAUUACUGUGGCAACAGUGUUUAAAUGUGAAGGAAGGAGUUUUGAGCUACUUCACACAUGAUGUAAAUACAUCACCACACCUAAUCUUGUUCGAGGCUGUCCUUAGAAAGAAGUGAUAAUGAGACAAAUACUGAGGAGUAUAUUUGGAACAUGUAACAUUCUACGACUCGUAUUUCAGGAUAAUUCUCCAAAGUAGAUCGCGUGGAGUUACGGAGAACUGACGGGAAGCCUAAAUAAACAACUUGUGUUUUACCGGAGACGCCUAUCUGCUCGAUAAGAGAGUGAAUAACGAGUAAUGAACAUCCCGUACACUACAUACACUUAUUAUUUAAGUUGCUACGCAUCCGAAAGACUAUUAACGUGUAUAUUAUGAGUGAAGCUAGUGUUUCAGCUGCAAAAUGUUUGUCGGUACAUGAGCAAGUGUUAAUACCUUUUUGUCAUGUUUGCGCAAUUGCUGCAGACGUUUGCUAGAAGCAUAGAAUUUCGCAGAAGUUUGUUAUUCGUGGUCUUUAUUUGCUGCAAUUUGAGUGAAUGUGUAAUAAAGAACUCGACUUGUA